Messenger RNA from Entamoeba invadens IP1, 657 nucleotides. Its product is annotated as vacuolar ATP synthase subunit E, putative. Gene Ontology annotation, cellular component: proton-transporting two-sector ATPase complex, catalytic domain. The transcript has a single exon. Gene Ontology annotation, biological process: proton transmembrane transport. Gene Ontology annotation, molecular function: proton-transporting ATPase activity, rotational mechanism. The coding region runs from base 1 to 657 and encodes 218 amino acids. The record is from RefSeq and is a predicted model, not a curated record. Lineage: Eukaryota; Evosea; Mastigamoebida; Endamoebidae.
AUGUCUCAAGAGCGUAAAGAGGCACAGCUACGUAAACAAUUAGACUACAUCAAGGAGAUGUCUGAGACUGAACGGUCAGAAAUCUUAUCAGCCGCGGACAAAGAGAGCUCAGACGAGACAAAAGCGACGAUGGAUAAAGAGCAGCACAAAAUCGACUUGGAAUUUGAGAAACAGAUCAAGCGCUCCGACGUCAAAAAGCGGAUUGCAGGGUCGCAAAAGAUGAGUGCUGCGCGCUUACAGUUACUUAAAGCUGAAGACGCACACAUCCAAAAACUUGUCGAGGUAGUUCGUGCCCAGUUAGUUGCAUCGACACAAAACACGGAAUACGCCGAUAUAUUGAUCAAGUUGGUUAUGCAAGGGGUUAAAAAAGUCGAAGACAACAACGUCACAAUCAAUUGUCUCCAAAAGGAUCUCCCUGUCGUUAAAAAGGCAGUCAAAGACGCAAAGGAAAAGUUCCCAAAAGUCAAUAUCACUGUCGACGAGACUUUCUUUUUGGAGGACAAAGUCAUUGGAGGUGUUACUGUUGCCUCUAUGGGGGAUAGAAUAGUUUGUAAUAACACUUUGGAACAUAGAAUGAAUCAGGCUUUGUUGGUAGCACUCCCAAAGGUAAGAAGUAUUGUUUUCCCUUCACUUAAGACUCAGAUACCAGUACAUUGA